Patiria miniata (bat star) is the source of this 1019-nucleotide messenger RNA. RefSeq names its product serum amyloid A-5 protein-like. Gene Ontology annotation, cellular component: extracellular region. The record is from RefSeq and is a predicted model, not a curated record. The transcript is spliced from 4 exons. NCBI's taxonomy places the organism in Eukaryota, Metazoa, Echinodermata, Asteroidea, Valvatida, Asterinidae. The coding region runs from base 127 to 525 and encodes 132 amino acids.
AAAUCCCAAGACAGUUUCAAUUCCGGUCGAUAGUCAAUAAAAUAACGAGCUUUCAGCAAUUUGUGUCAGAAACCUACUGCAGGAUUAUCUCAGAGGCAGGCCAACAGGUGGACCUACCGAUCAAAGAUGAACAAGUCUACACUUCUGGUUGCUUUUCUGAUGUUGGGCCUCUUCGUGGCGCCCUCUAGGGCCUGGCCGGACUGGCUCGACAGGGCUACGGAUUUCGUGUGUCAAGCCUGGCAGGGGGCAAGUGACAUGUCACGUGCUUACGAUGACAUGCGUGACGCUAACUUCAUCGGCUCAGACAAGUACUUCCAUGCACGAGGCAACUAUGAUGCUUCCCAAAGGGGACCAGGGGGAGCAUGGGCCGCAGAGGUCAUUAGCAAUGCACGUGAAACAUGGCAGGGUGACAUCAGCGGGCGUGGGGCUGAGGAUACCCGGGCUGACCAACAGGCUAACGAGUGGGGGCGUAAUGGUGGCGACCCCAACGUCUAUCGUCCAGAUGGGCUCCCUGAUAGAUACUAAUUUCGGGAUGCAUCCUGGAGCGAUUGCGUCAUUUCACGGUGGCAGUCUUUCGGAUCCUUUGUAACACAAUGAGAUCUUUCUUAUUCCAGCUUAAGCCUUGUCAACAUUAACAUCUGUGAGCUUUGAAUAAAAAUAAUAUUAUGGAUACUUACACAGAAAAAUUAGGGGUUUUGAAUUUUCAAAGAGGGAAAUCAAACUUUUUUUUUUGUUAAAGAGAUAGGCCCUACUAGGUACGAAGGUUCCAGGAACACAAAUCGAAACUCGGACUUGAAUAAUUUGAUUGUGCUAAAAAAACGAAAGUCGGAUUUUCGUUAUAAAUAAAAGGCUCGAUCAUCCUGUUGUUCUUUAGAAUGUGAUCUUCACUAAGUGUUAAGAUACUGUGGUUUUUUUUUUCUUUUUAGGUUGAAAGUAACGUUGUUAAGUAAACUUCUUGUCAGUUUUGUCAUAAUUGUCUUGUCUCAUUUUUGAUAAACAUUGAAUUAAAUUAGAAACAA